This is a messenger RNA of Acytostelium subglobosum LB1, 618 nucleotides long. RefSeq lists its product as hypothetical. The record is from RefSeq and is a predicted model, not a curated record. Gene Ontology annotation, molecular function: RNA binding; structural constituent of ribosome. The transcript has 3 exons. Lineage: Eukaryota; Evosea; Eumycetozoa; Acytosteliales; Acytosteliaceae. Gene Ontology annotation, cellular component: ribosome; cytosolic large ribosomal subunit. Gene Ontology annotation, biological process: translation. Bases 1 to 618 code for a protein of 205 amino acids.
AUGGAAGCACUGAGGUUGGAGGAUGUCUCUGCCGCUAAGAAGAACGCAACCAAGGCUGCUGCUCCAGCUGCUGCCGCCCCAGCUGUCCCAGAGAAGAAGGACAAGAAGGACAACAUCAACAGAAAGCUCAAGAUCGAGAAGUUGAUCCUCAACAUCUGUGUUGGUGAGAGUGGUGAUAGACUCGUCCGUGCCGCCAAGGUGCUCGAGCAACUCACUGGUCAGACCCCAGUCUACUCUAAGGCCCGUUACACCGUCAGAUCUUUCUCCAUUCGUCGUAAUGAGCAGAUCGCUUGCCACGUCACUGUCCGUGGUGAGAAGGCCGCCGAGAUCCUCGAGAAGGGUCUGAAGGUCAAGGAGUUCGAGCUCCGCAACAAGAACUUCUCCAACAACGGUUCGUUCGGUUUCGGUAUCCAGGAGCACAUCGAUUUGGGCAUCAAGUACGACCCAGCCAUCGGUAUCUACGGUAUGGACUUCUUCGUCGUGUUGGGUCGCCCAGGUUUCCGUGUUGCCCGCAGAAAGAGAACCUGCUCCCGCGUUGGUUUCCAGCACAGAAUCACCAAGAUCGACACUGUCAACUGGUACAAGCAGACCUACGAGGGUAUCGUCAUUGGAAAGUAA